AGGAAUUCAACGAAUCAGUGGUGAGGUGCGGCCGCCAUGCUUACUACGGGCGGAAAUUUGAGAGGAAGCUUUGCACCGGUAGGAAAACCGACGAGCAACCGAGCACGAUUGGAAAGGUUUACGAUAGUGGUUCAGUGGCUCGGCCUUGCCCUCAGUUAAAAUGGCAAUUUUAGUUGCUUCACUGAUACGGAAUCGGCGAGGCGCCAAGGAGGCUUCCUGCGUGGUGCCGCAGAGCGAGUCGGGAAACGAUUUUAAACUGAAGAGGCGGCGGAGGGCCGAAUUACCUUUUCUCAACGGCUUGAUUUCGGAGCUGGGCUGGUCUCUGACAGGCUCAGCUGGAGAGGGACGGGUUGGGACGCACUGUCCUUUUGCCCUUUCCCCUCCGCGAGCAGAAGCUGACUCCGCUGGAGCGAGGGUCGCGGAGCUGGGCGAGCGGAAAUGUCCCACCCAGAGUGAAGUCGCAGGGCCCGCACCGCGUCUGAGGGAGCGGACGUCUUCCUGGGGGAUUUCAGUCUCCACAUAGUUUUGGAGCCGGACUUUUGAAGAAUGAUUCAUGAAUCCGGAAUGGGUGACAGCGUCAUCACGGCGUUUUAUUGACAGACCAUGGAUUCUUACGACGCACCAGAAUCAACUCCUAGUGCAUCCUCAAGACCUGAAGAUUACUUUAUAGGUGCCACUCCUCUGCAGAAACGAUUAGAAUCAGUCAGGAAGCAGAGUUCAUUUAUCCCGACUCCACCUCGAAGGAAAAUUCCCCAGUGUUCGCAGUUGCAGGAAGAUGUUGACCCUCAAAAGGUUGCAUUCCUUCUGCAUAAACAGUGGACUUUAUAUAGUUUAACUCCCUUAUAUAAAUUCUCCUAUAGUAAUCUCAAAGAGUAUUCUAGACUUCUCAAUGCUUUUAUUGUUGCUGAAAAGCAAAAAGGACUUGCUGUGGAAGUGGGAGAAGACUUCAACAUCAAAGUGAUUUUUUCUACUCUGCUAGGAAUGAAAGGAACACAAAGGGACCCGGAAGCAUUUCUUGUCCAGGAUCUGAUUUUGUCACCCAGGCUGGAGUGCACUGGCACGAUCUUGGUUGACUGCAACCUCUGCCUCCUGGGCUCAAGUGAUCCUUCUACCUUAGCCUUCCAAGUAGCUGGGACUACAGGUGCAUGCCACCACACUUGGAUUCUGUCAAAAUCUCAAUUGCCAUCUGAGAAUAGAGAAGGUAAAGUGUUGUGGACUGGCUGGUUCUGCUGUAUAUUUGGAGACAGUCUUCUGGAGACUGUUUCAGAAGAUUUCACCUGUCUGCCCUUAUUCCUUGCAAAUGGAGCAGAGUCUAACACAGCAAUAAUUGGAACUUGGUUUCAGAAAACCUUUGACUGUUAUUUCAGUCCUUUAGCAAUCAAUGCAUUUAAUCUUUCCUGGAUGGCUGCCAUGUGGACUGCAUGCAAAAUGGACCAUUAUGUGGCUACUACUGAAUUUCUUUGGUCUGUACCCUGUAGCCCUCAAAGUCUGGACAUUUCUUUUGCAAUACAUCCAGAGGAUGCAAAAGCUCUAUGGGACAGUGUCCACAAAACACCUGGGGAGGUUACCCAGGAAGAAGUUGACCUAUUCAUGGACUGCCUUUAUUCACAUUUCCAUAGACAUUUCAAAAUUCAUUUAUCAGCCACAAGAUUAGUUCGUGUUUCAACAUCUGUAGCUUCAGCACAUACUGAUGGAAAAAUAAAGAUUCUGUGUCAUAAAUACCUUAUUGGAGUGUUAGCAUAUUUGACAGAACUGGCAAUUUUUCAAAUUGAGUGAAGCCUUAUGUGGACUAUAAGUUAUAGAUUAUAUACUCUUAUUGAUUACUUGCCUAAUUGCUAUGCUGAAAGAGACUGCAGGAGAAAUGGGCAUCUGUCUCUGCAUCUGUUUUCCCCACCAUGCCUUUGGAGUUGCCAAGAUGGAAGCUAAGAAGGAUCUAGAAGAACAAAGAAUAUGGUAGUAGAUGAGCCACAGCCAGGUGCCCAUGUACUAAUCAUGAUAACCUGGCAUGCCAGUCUCAAAAUGCUGAGUUGUUAAUUUCUUGUCAUCUUUAAAUAUAUAUAUAUAUAUAGGCUGGGCUUGGUGGCUCACACCUGUAAUUCCAGCGCUUUGGGAGGCUGAGGUGGGUGGAUCAUUUGAGGCCAGGAAUUCAAGACCAGCCUGGCCAACAUGGUGAAACCCCUUCUCUACUGAAAAUACAAGAAUUAGCUGGGCGUGGUGGCACAUGCCUAUAAUCCCAGCUGCUGGGGAGGCUGAAGCAGGAGAAUCGUUUGAACCCGGAAGACAGUCUGCAGUGAGCCAAGAUUGCACCACUGCACUCCAGCCUGGGAAACAAAGUGAAACUCUGCCUCAAAAAAUAAAAAAUAAAUAAAUAUAAUGUUUAUUAUGUUUAAACUCUUAGGAUUCAAAUGAGAUGUAUCUAAUGGAUAUUUCUGAUUUGGGUCUUUAAAACCUUUAAUCUCUUUUAAGCAUUUUAGACUUGCCUUCAGAAAGAAUUCUGUCUUCUAAAGACAUUUUCCUAGCAUUUCACUGCAGAGAACUGGCAAUCAAAAUCCCCUCAAAAGGGAACUAAAGAUUAAUAUACACAUUUUUUUAGUCACUAAUAUGCUUCUGUUUUAAAUACAGUUCAACUCCUGUUGCAAUGUUGAAUUAAAUGUUUAUUUUAAAAUGAA
Messenger RNA from Nomascus leucogenys (northern white-cheeked gibbon), 2669 nucleotides. The record is from RefSeq and is a predicted model, not a curated record. NCBI's taxonomy places the organism in Eukaryota, Metazoa, Chordata, Mammalia, Primates, Hylobatidae.